AUAUUGAGAAUGUGGGCCUCUAUCUUGGCACUAUGUCUCGUGAAUCUUCAUUUGUCGUCCGCUCUAUCGGGAGAGGAGAUAGCUAAGCAGCUGCGCUCUUCGCUGUCCCCAGAAUCUGGUAUCUACCUACCGAACGAUACUGAAUGGCAGUCAAAAGUGCUCCAGCCAUGGAACCAGUGGAAGGCUCCAGUUUUUAAGCUUUCUGUCAAACCAAACGAGCAACAAGAUGUACAGAAAGUAAUUCAAUAUGCGAAAAAGCAGAAGAUACCGUUUUUCACAGUGGGCGGAGGCCAUGGCUACAGCGAAACUAGAAGCAAGUGCAAAGAUGGGAUUCAGAUCGACAUGGGAAACUUCAAAAGCGUGUUUGUAGAUGCUGAGAAGAACACAUUGACUAUCGGUGGAUCAGUACGCUUCUCCGAACUUGCUGGCCCCGUCUACGCUGCGAAGAAAUCUAUAGUCGUGGGAACCUGUUCCUGUGUCGGUAUGGCUGGUGCCACCCUCGGUGGUGGCAUCGGCUUCUACUCGGGCUUUUACGGCGCCAUAUCCGACUCUCUCAUCUCGGUCAGUAUGAUCAGUGGAUCUGGUGAUAUCGUGACCGCGUCCGAGACGGAAAACAGCGAUCUACUCUGGGGAAUGCGAGGCGCAGGGUUCAACUUUGGCGCCGUUACAUCUCUUACAUAUAAGGUGUACGACUCUCCAAACGAGGGGAACGCAUUAAACACUGAUAUGCUCUUUCCUAUCAGCCAGAAUGGAUCUGUCUGGGAGGUCGUGAAAGGUUACUUUGAAAACCAUCCCAAAGAACUGAGUAUUGCCGUUGGUCUAUUGUUUGACGCAACCGCCAAACAAGUAAUCAUGGUCGUCAAUACCAUUUAUGUCGGUUCCUUAGACGAAGGCACAGCGCUGCUUAAGCCAUUAUUUGAUUUAAGCCCGCUUAAUGCAAACAGCACCUACCUCCCAUGGAAAGACGUGCCAGACGCCGCGCUCUUCGGCGGCAUUGCCCAAAAUUGCCUCGUCAGACCCUUCUACGUACCCUAUACGGCCACCCUCCACGCUGUCGACGUGAAUAAGAUGAUCCGCACGGUAAACUACGUCAACGCGACAAUCCCGAAGGAUUCGAGACUGCAAACCUCCCUUGUGACGUUCACGCAGUAUUCUUCAUGGGGAUUCGAGCAGCGCCCAGCCAAUUUCUCGUCCUUUCCGCAUAGAACACAGGCAAUCUUUGCUCAAGUCGACGGCAUAGCCAAAUCCGCCUCGGAUGCCCCUACGGUCUCUUCUUUCGGCUCCCGCGUCAGAGACUUGCUCCUCCAAGAUACAGCCCCAAAUAGCCUAAUCCCAGCGAGCGAUGACGCCUCUGGAGAUGAGCCAAGCAACUCAGACAACAUCGCUUCCGCGGCGCCGCCAGCGAAGAGGAUGGAGCCUGUCUACACGCAUUUUGCUCAUGGCGACGAGGGACCCGAGGCGUGGUACUCCCCCGAGAAUCUGCCGCACUUGAGAGAGCUGAAGAAGAGGUUUGAUAGGGACGGGUUGUUUAGGUUUUAUAAUCCUAUUAGUUAG
Periconia digitata is the source of this 1554-nucleotide messenger RNA. The record is from the annotation of a GenBank genome assembly. Lineage: Eukaryota; Fungi; Ascomycota; Dothideomycetes; Pleosporales; Periconiaceae.